AUGAACACCCUUGCUACGCUGACCAACACUUCUCCAUCAUCACCACUGCCUGGAUGCAAACACGAAGAGGAAGAAGAGUGUUCUGAGGUACAUAUGUGUGUAUUGUGGUACGGAGGGCAACUGGGGAUCACCUAUUAUGACACAGAAGACUGCUCAGUUUACUUCGUGCCUGACAUGCCUGAUAAUGAGCACCUCAAGCUGCUGCAAAAAGUGAUCGAUGAAGUCUUUCCUCGAUGCAUUGUGACGAGUGCCAAGCAGGACCAUCACUUUGCCAAAUUCCUGACCAACAUCAGUUCUACUGGAGACGAGCAUGUGAAGAAACCAGAAAUUGUCCUCUUUCCCAAUGCAGACUUUGGCCUAGAAGUGAGCAAGCAGCGGAUCCUAUCUAGACAGUUCCCAUUUAUUCCCUCCCAUAUGACUGCAACAGAGAAAAUUCUUUAUUUAUCCUCCAUUAUUCCCUUUGAGAGCCCACUCAUGGUACGAGCACUAGGUGGGCUGCUGAAGUUUCUUGACAGGAGGCGGGUUGGAGUUGAAUUAGAAGAUAGCACUGUUGGAGUCCCUAUCUUGGCCUUUAAAAAGUUUGUGCUAACAGAUAUUGUGAAUAUGGACCAAGAUACCUACUAUGUCCUUCAGAUAUUUAAAAGUGAGGUGCAUCCUUCUGUGUACAAACUAGCCAGUGGGCUGAAAGAAGGGUUCAGUUUAUAUGGCAUUUUAAACCGCUGCAGAUGCAAGUGGGGAGAGAAACUGCUGCGGCUGUGGCUCAUGCGGCCCACCCGGAACCUGACAGAGCUGAACAAACGGCUAGAUGUUAUCCAGUUCUUCUUGCUGGCUCAGAAUCACGAGACAGUCUUGACCCUUCAAGACUGCCUCAAGAAUAUAAAAAAUGUACCUCUAAUUCUGAGAAGAAUGACUCUUUCCAACACAAAGGUUAGUGACUGGCAGGCACUCUAUAAGACAGCGUAUAGUGCAGUGUGCCUGAGAGACACAUGUCGUUCCUUGCCCAGCACCAUUGAGCUCUUCCAGACAAUCUCACAUGUGUUCACAGAUGACCUGCACUACAUUGCCAGCCUUAUCAGCAAAGUGAUAGAUUUUGAAGGGAGCAUCUCAGAAAAUCGCUUCACUGUCAGACCUAAUGUGGACCCCACCAUCGAUGAAAAGAAACGGAAGCUGAUGGGUCUCUCAGACUUCCUUACAGAGGUAGCCAGAAAGGAACUGGAGACCCUAGACAAUCGUAUACCUUCUUGUUGUGUGAUCUACAUCCCCUUGAUUGGGUUCCUACUCUCCAUUCCACGGCUUCCCACAAUGGUGGACAAGAGUGACUUUGAGAUUGAAGGCCUGGACUUCAUGUUCCUGUCAGAGGAUAAACUGCACUAUAGAAGUGCUAGGACUAAGGAACUAGACAGCAUGCUAGGAGAUCUGCACUGUGAGAUCAGGGAUCAGGAAACACUUAUUAUGCACCAGCUACAGACAAAGAUCUUGGAGAAGUCUGCAGUGCUCAGCAAUGUUAUUGAAUUCACAGCACAACUAGAUGUGCUGUUAGCUCUGGCAGUGAUGGCUCGAGAAAAUGGCUACUGCCGGCCACGUUUUACCCAAAGCCAUGGCAUCCGCAUCAAGGAUGGCAGGCACCCACUCAUGGAGCUAUGUGCCAAGACUUUUGUUCCCAAUCCUGUGGAGAGUGGAGAAGUUACUGGACAGGUAAAAAUCCUCACGGGGCCCAAUUCAUCUGGGAAGAGUGUAUACUUAAAGCAGGUAGGUCUUAUAACAUUCAUGGCCUUAAUUGGUAGCUAUGUCCCUGCUUCUGAGGCUGAAAUUGGAGCAGUUGAUGGGAUUUACACUAGAAUCCACAGCAGGGAGUCAGUGUCAUUGGGUCUCUCUACUUUCAUGAUUGAUCUCAACCAGGUUGCCAAAGCAGUGAACAAUGCCACAGCAUGGUCCUUGGUACUUAUUGAUGAGUUUGGCAAAGGGACCAACACAGUGGAUGGCCUUUCUCUUUUGGCUGCUGUGCUGAGGUACUGGAUCAACCAGGGAACCCAAUGCCCACAAGUCUUUGUCUCCACUAAUUUUCACAGCUUAAUGCAGCUGAAACUCCUACCUGACACUCCUCUUGUGCAGUACCUGACCAUGGAGACCCAUCAAGAUGGAGAUGAGCUGGUAUUCUUCUAUCAGCUCAAGGAAGGAGUGUCCACUGUAAGCCAUGCUGCUAAUAUUGCUGCACUGGCUGGGAUGCCACACGAAGUGACUGCACGAGGAGUGGAAGUAUCAGAGCUUAUUCGAAUUGGAAAACCCAUCAGACGUAUUGAACAUCCUUCCCAGAACAACCAGCUGGAGAGAUGCAAAUCUCUAGUGGAAAAAUUCCUUUGCCUAGACCUAGAUGACCCUCAUGUGGAUUUAGAGGAGUUCAUGCAUCAGGAGGUGCUGCCCUCUGCAGCUUCAGUUCUGUAA
Messenger RNA from Alligator sinensis (Chinese alligator), 2442 nucleotides. RefSeq names its product mutS homolog 5 (gene MSH5). Gene Ontology annotation, cellular component: nucleus. Gene Ontology annotation, biological process: chiasma assembly; mismatch repair. The record is from RefSeq and is a predicted model, not a curated record. Bases 1 to 2442 code for a protein of 813 amino acids. Gene Ontology annotation, molecular function: mismatched DNA binding; ATP-dependent DNA damage sensor activity; ATP binding. The transcript has a single exon. Lineage: Eukaryota; Metazoa; Chordata; Crocodylia; Alligatoridae.